CGAUUUGUUUACUAGAAAGAGAGCAUGAGGAGUCCAACCCCACUCCGCUGUGGUUUCUUCUUCUUUCUGCUUGUCCCUUUCCUUUCUCCGGCGGACGGUUGUGGCGGUAGCGGCGACGGCGACUGCGGGCAGUGGAAGGUUCUGCGACCGAACAUCGGCGUGUCGGCCAUGCACAUGCAGCUCCUGCCCAACGACCGCGUCGUCAUCUUCGACCGCACCGACUCAGGCCCCUCCAACCUCUCCCUCCCCGGCUGCCGCUUCCUCGACGGCUCCAAUAGGAAGGCCCUCCGCCGCGACUGCACCGCCCACUCCGUCGAGUACGACGUCGCCGCCGACUUCUUUCGCCCGCUCACUGUCCUCACCAACACCUGGUGCUCUUCCGGCUCGCUCGCCCCCAACGGCGCCCUCCUCCAGACCGGCGGGUACAAUAGCGGCGAGCGCGCCGCCCGCUCCUUCCAUCCCUGCGACGACUAUACCUGCGACUGGGAGGAGCAUCCCAAGGUCCUCGCCGUCCGGAGGUGGUACGCCUCUAACCAAGUCCUCCCCGACGGCCGCUCCAUCGUCGUCGGUGGCCGCCGCCAGUUCAACUACGAGUUUUUCCCCAAGCAAAGCAAGUCCGACUCCGCCGCCGUUUACUUCCGGUUCCUAGUCGAGACCAAGGACGCCGUCGAGGACAACCUCUACCCUUUUGUGCAUCUUAACAUCGACGGAAACCUCUUUGUCUUCGCCAACAACCGCGCUGUUCUCCUCGACUACGUCAAGAACAGAGUAGUCCGGAAGUACCCUCCCAUUCCCGGCGGCGAGCCGAGGAACUACCCGAGCUCCGGUUCGUCGGUUCUGCUGCCGUUAGCGCCGACGCCGACGGAGGCGGAGGUCCUCGUGUGCGGCGGAGCGCCGCUGGGAGCGUACCACUACGCCAAGAUGAGGCGGAAAUUUCGCCGGGCGCUGGACACGUGUGGGCGCAUCAAGAUCACCGACGAGGCGGCGGAGUGGACCAUGGAGGCCAUGCCGGGGCCAAGGGUCAUGGGCGACAUGGUGCUGCUCCCCUCCGGCGAUGUUCUGCUAGUUAACGGCGCUGCGGCCGGCACGUCGGGGUGGGAGCUCGCUCGGAGUCCAGUGCUGACGCCCGCUGUGUACCGCCCCGCGUCGCCGGCCGGGGAGAGAUUCGAGGAGCAGAGAGCAGCGUCCACGGCGCGUCUCUACCACUCCUCCGCCGUGCUCCUCCGCGACGGCAGCGUGCUCGUCGGCGGGAGCAACCCGCACGUGAACUACAGCUUCUACGGCGUCGAGUUCCCCACCGAGCUCAGCUUGGACGUCUUCUCGCCAGGCUACUUGAGCGAUGGGAACGCGGAAUUUCGUCCUCGCAUCACUCCGCCGGCGUCGUCGCCCGUCCGGCUCAGCUACGGCGAGCGGUUCACGUUGGAGUACGAGGUGGCGACGCCGAUCGAAGAAGUAAAGGUGACGAUGAUGGCGCCAGCGUUCACGACGCACUCAUUCUCGAUGAACCAGAGGGCUCUCUUCCUGGAGACGGCGGACAAGGAGGGCGGCAACUGUGGCCGGCAGGUGGAAGCGGUGGCGCCGGCGUCGGGGGUGUUGGCGCCGCCGGGAUUUUACAUGGUGUUUGUUGUCAACGGACACGUGCCGAGCGAAGGAAUUUGGGCCCACAUUAAUUGAAGCUUUUCCGUCUUAAAUAGAAUUAAAUCAUUAAAUAGAAAUCAAUGAUUUUUCUAAUUUUAUUAAUUGUAGGACGAUAAUUUGACUUAAUAUCAUUUUGGAAAUA
This is a messenger RNA of Zingiber officinale, 1780 nucleotides long. RefSeq names its product aldehyde oxidase GLOX-like. The transcript has a single exon. Bases 25 to 1674 code for a protein of 549 amino acids. NCBI's taxonomy places the organism in Eukaryota, Viridiplantae, Streptophyta, Magnoliopsida, Zingiberales, Zingiberaceae. The record is from RefSeq and is a predicted model, not a curated record.